GGCAGAAAGAAAAUGAAAUAGGCUCUCUCUUAUCUCUUGACUGCUGAUACAGGAAUCUGUUCAUUUCUACACCAAGGAUAAAUGAUAUGUGUGGCGAAAACUAUUGAUAAUGGAUGCAGCUAAAGUGUUUUGGCACUUUCCAAAAUGAAAGGCCUGCUCACCUUGAAAGCCAGAACUGAAAGCGAAUGGGGAUUGAACUGCUUUGCCUUUUUUUCCUAUUUCUGCAAAGAAAUACUAAUAUACAAGCAAAUUGUGAUGCAGGGAGUGCAGUAAACUGUGAAGAGUGUUUGCUUUCUGGACCACGCUGUGGCUGGUGUUUUCAAGAGAAUUUUACCAAUCCAUCUGAAAUUCAUAUAAGGUGUGACAGUCCUGAAGAGCUUAUUUCCAAAGGCUGCCAAUUGGAUUUCAUUGAAUUCCCCACUUCUAAAGUGAUAAUUCAUAAAAACAACCCACUUAGUGAAGGGCCACAGGAAAACAACUCAGAUGUUACACAGAUUUCUCCUCAAAAGCUAACUAUUCUACUGCGGCCUGGAAAUGAAGAAACAAUACAGAUCAAUGUUCGUCAGACUGAAGAUUAUCCUGUUGACCUCUACUACCUCAUGGAUCUCUCAGCUUCCAUGAUUGAUGAUCUGAAUACCAUCAAGGAAUUGGGUUCUACCUUGUCAAAAGAAAUGUCUAAACUGACAAGUAACUUUCAACUGGGUUUUGGUUCUUUUGUAGAAAAGCCAGUUUCACCAUUCAUUAAAACUAAGAUAGAAGAAAUCAAGAAUCCUUGCCAAAGCGUCCAACACAAUUGCUCUCCAACAUUUGGAUACAAGCACAUUCUCUCACUGACAAAUGAUGCUGAAAGAUUCAAUGAAAUUGUGAAAAAACAGAAAAUCAGUGCUAAUCUAGAUACUACAGAGGGAGGAUUUGAUGCAAUUAUGCAGGCAGCUGUUUGUAAGGAAAAAAUUGGGUGGAGGAAUGACUCGUUACAUCUGCUGGUGUUUGUGAGUGAUGCUGAUUCCCAUUUUGGGAUGGACAGUAAACUGGCAGGAAUUGUCAUUCCAAAUGAUGGAGAAUGCCAUUUGGAUAAUAAUAAUGAAUACUCCAUGUCAACUGUUUUGGAAUAUCCAAGUUUGGGACAAUUAAUAGACAAGAUUGUGCAAAACAAUGUUUUAUUAAUUUUUGCAGUAACAAAGGAACAGGUUAAUUUGUAUAAGAACUAUGCUGAUCUUAUUCCUGGAGCUACUGUUGGAAAACUCCAGGAGGAUUCUGGAAAUGUUCUCCAGUUGAUCAUUGAUGCAUAUAAGGCACUCCGGUCAGAAAUCAAGCUGGAGGUGUUGGGAGACACUGAUGGACUUAACCUUGAUUUCACUGCCAUUUGUAACAGCACUGCUUUUCCACAUCAGAAAAAAUGCUCUCAUGUUCAAGUGGGAGAAACGGUUGGUUUUAAUGUAACUUUAAGCCUAUCUGCUUGUGGGAAAAGAAGAAACAUCAUAAUAAAACCUGUGGGACUGAAUGAAGCCUUGGAAAUUGAGAUCCAGCCAGAAUGCAGCUGUAAUUGUCAAAAAGAAGCUGAGACAAACAGCUCCAAGUGCAACGAUGGGCAUGGUUCAUUCGAAUGUGGGAUGUGUGCUUGCAACCCUGGCUACAUGGGUCCUCAUUGCGAGUGUGGUGAAAAAGACUCACUGAGUACAGGUUCCUGUAAAAAUUCCCCAGAGGAGAGCUCUUGUAGUGGAAGAGGUGACUGCUAUUGUGGACAGUGCAUCUGCCACCUGUCAGCAUAUGGGAAUAUUUAUGGGCCAUAUUGCGAAUGUGAUGAUUUCUCUUGUGUGAGAUUUAGAGGAUUGCUGUGUGGAGGCAAUGGAGACUGUGACUGCAGUCAGUGUAUAUGUCACAGUGGCUGGACAGGUGAACACUGUAACUGUACCACUGACACUGAUAGCUGUAUUUCUGAUGAUGGCACAAUUUGCAGUGGAAGAGGUGAAUGCAUUUGUGGAAAAUGUGUGUGCACAAAUCCUGGGGUUUCAGGUAGCACUUGUGAAAAAUACUCUACCUAUGGUGAUCCUUGUGGUUCCAAAAGGAGCUGCGUAGAAUGUUAUUUAGCUUCUAAUGAUCAGUCACAGGAAGAAUGCACUGAAAAAUGUAACCUGGUUGAUGCAACUGUCAGUAGUGACAAAGAUAUAGUGGAAGAUAAAUUUGUUCCUUGUUUGUUACUUGGGGAAAAUGAAUGUGUUAUCACAUUUCUAAUGGCAGCUGAUGAACAGGGGAAAACAACCAUUCAUAGCAUAAAUCAAAAAGCCUGUCCACAACCUCCAAAUAUUACAAUGAUUGUGCUGGGCGUUUCUAUUGCAGUCUGCCUCACUGGAGUUGUCUUGAUUUGCAUAUGGAAACUGUUUGUUUCAUUUCAUGACCGCAAAGAAGUUGCUAAUUUUGAAGCAGAGAGAUCAAAGGCCAAAUGGCAAACGGGAAUAAACCCAUUGUACAGAGGCUCAACAACGACGUUUAAAAAUGUAACAUACAGGCAAAAAGAAAGACAACCAGGAUCUGCUGCAGAUAUUUAUUAGCAUUCUCAAAAGGUUUUAUUUGGGGGGGGGGAUAGUUUCAGAAAUACUAAGUUUACUGAAUUUGUUCUAAAUUUAUUAUUAACGUACUUUAAUGGUACAAUAGUUCAGGUUGAAAGAAUAUGUUUUUCAUGGUUGGAAGACUUGUAGAUAUGGCUUAGUUUGAUCCCACUUUGUGUCAGAAUUCAGAAUUAGAUGUGAAGUAAUAACAAUGGAAAGGAGCACCAGAGCCUGCACAGCCAGCAGCCCCUCCUGGCUGAUAAAAACUAGCAGGAAUGGAACAGGUAGCUGGGCCAAGGAAGUGAUAAAUGCCUCUUUACGAGAGGGAGUGGUCCCGGGCUGUCUGAAAGAGGCAGUGGUGAGACCACUCCUGAAAAAGCCUUCCUUGGACCCAGACAAUUUUAACAGCUACAGGCCAGUGGCGAAUG
Messenger RNA from Rhineura floridana, 2974 nucleotides. RefSeq names its product integrin subunit beta 6 (gene ITGB6). Gene Ontology annotation, cellular component: integrin alphav-beta6 complex; cell surface; focal adhesion. The transcript is spliced from 16 exons. Gene Ontology annotation, molecular function: integrin binding. Lineage: Eukaryota; Metazoa; Chordata; Lepidosauria; Squamata; Rhineuridae. The record is from RefSeq and is a predicted model, not a curated record. Gene Ontology annotation, biological process: cell-matrix adhesion; integrin-mediated signaling pathway; cell adhesion mediated by integrin. Bases 186 to 2549 code for a protein of 787 amino acids.